Messenger RNA from Calidris pugnax (ruff), 4616 nucleotides. It is a transcript of the gene TENT4A, whose product is annotated as PAP associated domain containing 7. The coding region runs from base 162 to 2546 and encodes 794 amino acids. Gene Ontology annotation, cellular component: nucleolus; TRAMP complex. The transcript is spliced from 13 exons. Gene Ontology annotation, molecular function: poly(A) RNA polymerase activity; mRNA binding. The record is from RefSeq and is a predicted model, not a curated record. Lineage: Eukaryota; Metazoa; Chordata; Aves; Charadriiformes; Scolopacidae. Gene Ontology annotation, biological process: RNA 3'-end processing.
CUCCCUCCCUCCCCGCGACACAUGCCGCUGCUGCCGGCCCGUGUCUAGCGCCGCUGCCGGGCCCGGCGCGCUGAGGCGAGGGGGUACGCGGCGAGCGGGCGGCAGCGUCGUCGUCGCUCUGGCCGGGCCGUGAGGGUCGGAGGCCGGGCGGGCGGGCGUGGAUGGAUCCCCGCGUGGCCUGGAUCCAGCCCGAGCAGAAAGGCCCCGCGAAUGCGCUGUGGAUGCAGAUCUGGGAGACCUCGCAGGGCGUGGGGGGCCGGGGCGGCGCCAGCUUCCCGCACUACCUCUGCCUUAACUCCCCGGCGCUGGACUCGGCCGCCGCCUCCUCCCCGCCCCGCGGACACAGCUGCAUGCGGCUCGGGGCGCCCGGCGGCGGCGGCGCCUGCUGCUCCUCUUCCUCGCCGCCUUCGCCUUCGCCUUCCCCUCCGGCCCUGCUGACCGGACUGGUGCCCGCUGCCGCCCCCGGCCCUGCGGCGGUGAACGGCGGCGGCGAGGGAGGGCGGCGGCUGCAGAAGUCGCCUUCCGUGUCUUCCUCCUCUUCCUCCUGCUCGUCGGUGGAGUCCGGCACCGAGAGCCCCGGUUUCUCCUCCUCGGGAUCGUGCAGCGGCGGCGGAGGCGGCGGCUCCUCCUCUUCCUCCUGCGGCCCCCGGGCGGCGGCGGUGGCUCCUCCCGGGCUGCUGGGCAGCGGGGCCGGACCCGGGGAGUUUUUUAACUUCCACGAGAACAAAGUGAACGGUGUGAACGGGCACCACCAGCCCCCGCACCUGGCGCGCAGCCCCCACCCGCCACCACCGGCCUCUCCCCAGCAGCACCAGUACCACCCGGGCCGCAGGAAACGAGAGAAUAAAGCCAGCACCUAUGGGAUGAAUUACCUGCUCUCCGGCAGCCGUGGCGUCGCCGUCAACAGCUCCCCUCACCAGCAGCGGCAGCUGCCUCAGCCAGCGCUGCAGAGCCCCGGCACACCCUGGAAGACCAGAAAAUACAGCCCGGGCGUGCAGGGACUGCAUGAAGAAAUAAUUGACUUCUAUGACUUCAUGUCCCCUCGUCCUGAAGAAGCAGCUAUGAGAAGAGAAGUGGUGAAAAGGAUAGAAACGGUCAUCAAAGAUCUUUGGCCUACAGCUGAUGUCCAGAUAUUUGGCAGCUUUAGUACAGGGCUUUAUCUUCCAACUAGUGAUAUUGAUCUAGUUGUUUUUGGGAAAUGGGAACGGCCCCCUUUACAGCUACUGGAGCAAGCACUAAGAAAACACAAUGUGGCUGAGCCAUAUUCCAUUAAAGUACUUGAUAAAGCUACGGUACCAAUAAUAAAACUUACUGACCAGGAGACAGAAGUGAAAGUUGACAUCAGUUUUAACGUAGAAACUGGUGUGAAGGCAGCUCGAUUUAUUAAGGAAUACAUGAAGAAAUAUUCUUUGCUGCCUUACUUGAUUUUAGUAUUAAAACAGUUCCUCCUUCAGAGGGAUUUGAAUGAAGUUUUUACUGGUGGAAUUAGCUCUUACAGCCUAAUUUUAAUGGCAAUUAGUUUCCUGCAGCUGCAUCCAAGAAUUGAUGCCAGAAGAGCUGAUGAAAACCUUGGAAUGCUUCUGAUAGAAUUUUUUGAACUCUAUGGAAGGAAUUUUAACUACUUGAAGACUGGUAUUAGAAUAAAAAAUGGAGGUGCCUAUAUUGCCAAAGAAGAAAUCAUGAAAGUCAUGACUAAUGGAUACAGACCAUCCAUGCUAUGUAUUGAAGAUCCUCUCCUGCCUGGAAACGACGUUGGCAGAAGUUCUUACGGUGCCAUGCAAGUGAAACAAGUUUUUGAUUAUGCCUACAUUGUUCUUAGCCAUGCAGUAUCACCACUUGCAAGAUCAUAUCCAAAUAGAGAUUCUGAGAGCACAUUAGGUAGAAUCAUCAAAGUGACACAAGAAGUGAUUGACUACAGGGCCUGGAUUAAAAAGAAGUGGGGGAGCAAAAUUAAUUUAUCACCUGAACUUGAUAAUAGGUUGAAAAUAAGAGACCAGAUAGCUCCGUGUAAUGGAGAACAACAACAGAACAGAGACUCUGAACCAUCUUACAACCAGCGUUUGACUUUGUCAUUGACUAGUACACAGCAGUUAUCCUCUGGCUCUUCUGCUUCAUCUGUAUCAUCACUCUCCGGCAGUGACAUUGAUUCUGAUACACCACCUUGCACAGCUCCUAAUGUUUACCAGUUCAGUCUGCAAGCACCGACUCAGCUUAUGGCCAGUUUACCACCAGCAUUGCCUAUGCCAAGUGGUAAACCCCAAUCUACGCCUACGAGAACCUUGAUAAUGGCCGCCAGUAAUCAGGUGAAGAGAACCAAAAACUUCCCUUUGUUACAGGCUACUGGCAGAGCUACUGCAGAAAGUAAGCAGCACAAUGGAAUGAAGUUUUCCAUGAAAGGAACUCAUAACCAAGGCAACAGCUACAGCCCCGUCAGCAGUGGAGGCAUAAGGCAACCAGUUGGUAACCGAGGACACCACCAAUACAAUCGUAGUAUGUGGAGAAGAAAAAAACACAGAGACAGUUUGCCUAUUAGUCUGAGCAGAUAAUGGCAGAUGCCAAAAUGACCUUCCCUGUUCAGACAAACUGAGUGAGUGCCACUCAACUUGUGGGAUGGAGACCAGCGUCCAGCACAUCGUUUUAUUGGUGUUGCCAAAUAUCUGCAGCUGACUUCUUUGCAUGUUUCUUUGUGUGGUGGUUCAGUCCAUCUUCAAGAAGUAGUUGUGCUUAUCUGUGAAGCCUUAUUAAAUGUGGAAAUUUGUUUUCUGCCUUCCCACAAUGGUUCAUACAGUGCCGAAGCAGCUCUGACAAUAGAACUGCAAGGACAUUUACGAAUGCUGUGGCUUUUUUUGCUGUGGCUACAUCGGUUCCUUUGUGGGUUCUGUUUUCUUUUAUUUUAGAAGUGAAUGAAACUUCAGCCCCUUGGAAUUUUUUUCUUUGCAGCAAAUCACGUUGGGAAUUCAUAAAAGUAAAUUUGCUGCUCUCCUGUUUUUGUUUCAAAGUUCAGAUUUUUUUUUCUCUGUAAAUAUUGGAAGUAUAAUUUGUGCAAUAACUUGGAAUUUUUAAUUUAAUUUCAUAUUGUCACAUAAGUUAUAUUUAAGGGGAAGAGGUUUUUUUAAUUUACAGAUCCUUUCCCAGGUUGCAUUAUCUAAGUUGGGUUCAUAGUUUUGGCAGGUUGUCUGAGCAGUGUUACAAACAUGACAUUUGGUAAUAUUUGAGGCUUCUUGAUUCACAAUGAAAGUGCGAUUUGGCUUACGGUUUUAAGAAGAUAUUAAGCUCCAAAGCAUUUUGACCCUGUGUUUUUUAGCUCAUUGUCUGGCCUCUAUCAGUCGUCUUGCUCUGACCAAUGAGUUUUAAUUUUAUUCCUUUAACUAGACAACAAAUCCAGCGUUUGUAGUACCAGAAGUAAGACUUUUGAAAGGGAGGGGAAAAAGGUUGGUUCAAGUCCUGAUGUGAAAUUAAAAAGCUGUGAGCUACACGUUUUGAUGCAUUUUAGUAACGUAACCUGUUAAUGUUUGGGUUCAAACAAUAUUAUUAAACAGAGGUACCCGGCUUAAGGAAUGUGGAGAAAGGAAAUAUGUUGAUUCCAUUAAGGAAUCUGUAUAGCAGUAUGCAUUAGUUCUGUUAAGAGCAAAUAUAUAAAAAGUACUUCAGCUGCUCUAAGCAUUACGAGAAGUAUCUUUUAAUGUAUUGCAGGAGAGCACAGCCCAGUGUUGUACACAGUAUGAGUGGCUGGCACUUAAUUUACAGAUGCAUACAGGUAUACUAUGCAAGUGUGUAUUGCCAUGACAAACACUGUCUUUAACUUUUUGAAAAAUGUACAUCCUGCCUAACCCUGAGUUUUUAAAGCACCACAGUUGUCCUGGGAGUAGGUCACAUCUCAUGCCCUCUGACUGCCCGUUUUUUUUUUAAAAUGAGAGUUCUAAAGCUAUACAGAAAACUACAGAUCAGUUAUAUAAGUCCACUAGCAGAGGAAGCUGAAGAAUCCUGUUAACAGGACAUCUAUACUGUGUACAGAUAUAGAAGGUUUUAAAACUGAUAUCUGAAUAUUAAAAUGGGGUGUCAAGCAUGAAGCUUUUUAAUACGCUGUAUGCCUUUGGAGCAGAAGUAGUUCAUGUUAUUACUGAAUCUGUCAAACACAAAACAGGUCCUUGAGGGGAGAGAGGGCAACAUUCCAAAGUAGAGUAGUGCAUAUCUGUUUGCAAAAAGUUUGUCUUAAUGCUCCAGACUCAUCACAAUUUAAAAAAAAAAAGUUUUAAAAAUUGUGAGCUGAUUCAUAAAUAAUAUCUAAGGGCUGUUACAUGAGCCUGUACUGCUUAGUCUUCACACACUAGCAAUAUUGAGCAUAACUACAUUAAAGAGCCUUCAAAGGCUUUAGUUGGUGUCUUAUACUAGAGUCCAUUUUAAAGCAAAAUUCAUUUGAAAAGUGAUAUCAUGUAACACUUCAGUCAUGGUGAACCAAAUAAAUUGGCCUGGCUAUCACUGUGGUUAUGUGCUACAGGUUUAAAAAAAUCACGUUUAAAUUUUUUGUGUGGACGACUAUGUGUAAGCUAAAAUUGACAUAUUUUUAUGUAAAGUUUUCUAUUCUUUGAUUUUUAAUAAACUUUGGAGAACAGUCA